Molecule: messenger RNA, 2295 nt
Organism: Drosophila mojavensis
Lineage: Eukaryota; Metazoa; Arthropoda; Insecta; Diptera; Drosophilidae
Gene: Osi2
Exons: 4
Coding region: 536-1738 (400 amino acids)
Source: RefSeq, a predicted model, not a curated record
UCGGCUCGAGCGAGCACCGCGGGCACUGUUAGCUGUAAACGCAGCGCUUUGCUGGAAAGUGAGAGUUAUUACGUGUGCGCAAAUAACUGCAAAAGUUGGGCCCCGACUGCGGCUGCCAAAAGCUUCGCCAAUGGCCGUGACAAACGCGAUACACCGGCCGCUUCUUCAAACUGUGUCAGUUGGGAGCCGGGAGCCGAGCCCACGCUAGCUAAAAGCCAAUCAGCUCGACCACUAAACAAACAAUGAGCAUUAAAGUUGCCAAAAAAGAGCUAAGCAUCACACACACACACACACAUACACACCCAUACGCACACACACUUAUAACUCAUAACUUUUGUCUCAAGCCCAGCUGAGCUCCGCUUGCAGCGCGCAGCUUCAGAGCCGUCAAACCAAUCGCAGAGAAAACAUCGAUUGACCGGUCCCGACUCAAUUGGCCGAAAAGUGUUUUUGUUUUUUUCACUUUUUGUUUUGUGCUUUUUAUGUGGUUUUUAUGGGCCAUUCGGCUAAUGCGCCUUAAAUUUUCUGUCUUUUAGCCAUGACAAUGAGAGCGCUCACCUUGCUGACCAUCGUGUCUUGCUGCGGCAUCAGCCUCGUGGCCGCCGAGGGGCUGCGAUUGCCCGACCAGCAGUCGUCCAACAACAUCCAACAGAUCUAUGCGCCGCAGUCGCAGCAACAGCAACCACAACAACAACAACAGACGCUGCAGUUCCAGCAGCAGCCACAGCAGGUGGCGCAGCCGGGCGAGGAGCGUGGUCGCUCCUCGAUUUUGAGCAUCUUCGGCUUGGGCAACGACAACGAUCCCUACUUGGCGCGCACCAACAGCAACUGCUUGAGCGGCGACCUGGCCGAGUGUUUCAAGACGCAGGCGCUCAACACGUUCGAUGAGAUUUUCUACAAGGAUCAGUAUCGUCUCUCGGACUUUGCGCGCGUCGUGCGGCUGCCUGAGACACAGCAGCGCUCGCUGCUGCAGGAACCCUUCGAGUACUCCGAGGAGCCGCGCUCCGAAGACGACGACUGGAAUCUGCUGGUGAAAUACGCUCUACGCCGUGCCGAACGAUUCAUCAAGUCCACUGCGCUGGAGCUGGAGUGGCCCGAGGAGCUCACCGAAGCCGGCCGCUACGAGGCGCGCUUCAUAGGCAAUGACAUUGACGACGAACUGGAUGUCAUUGAGAACAAGCGCGCUGGACACUUCUCUCGCAAGAAGUUGAAGAAGAUGAUUAUUCCCCUGCUGCUGGUGCUGAAGAUCUUCAAGCUGAAGCUGCUGCUCUUCCUGCCCUUCAUCCUGGGCAUUGCGGGUCUGAAGAAGAUUCUGGGCCUGGCCGCCAUCAUUCUGCCGGGCCUGUUCGCCUACUUCAAGCUCUGCCGCCCGCCAGGUGGUGUUGGAGGCGCCUUUGGCGGUGGCCUGUCCAGCCUUUUUGGCGGCAAGCCCGCUUUCCCCGAGUACACGCCCCAAGGCGUGGGCGCUGCCACCUACUAUCACCAUCAUGAGCACUACGAAGGCGGCCAUGGCGGCCAUGGCGCACCCGGCCCCUACUACCGCCCGGAGCCGUCCUUUGCCAAGCCCUACAGCGACUACUACAGCAAGAGCUACCAGGGCCAGGAGCCGAUCCAGGGCCAGGUGGGCGGCAACUCCAUUAGCUUCGGCGAUUCGCAUGACGCCGCCUACAAUGGCUACUAUGGCCGCAACACCGGCAAGGAUAUCGCUGCCGAGCCGCAGGCGACGCCACAGAAGAGUUAAAGGAUGUUUCGGUCUAGACCAGGUCGCUUUGUUAUUUAUUUUCGCGCCAUUCCUAUAAGAAUAUUUAUUGCUCUAACUGUAAAUAAAAGUCCAAUAUUAAGUUCAAAGCAAACGUCGUUUGAGUGGGUUGACUGGACUCAGUGGGCUGAGUGGGUUGAGUGGGCGUGCCCGCCGCUGCUCCAAUAGAAGGGGUGCACUAAUUAGCGAUAGAAAAUUUCACAAUUCAGUGUUUCUCCAAAUGUGCGCGUGUAUCUGCCGUACCUGAGCCCCUGCAGCCGCACUCUUCGCUCGCAUUGGCUGUGGCUGAGUUUGGAGCUGCCACAGAUAAAAUGCAGCAUUUAAUUAAGGCAAUGAAAUGCCAAGGCGAGAAAUUGACGGCCAGCGCAAAGGAAAAGUGGCCUGGCGUGUUUAAUCUUGCUUUUCUUCAACGAGGGCCGCCAUCAAUGUUUGCCUCUGGAAGCCACAAUAAACAAGAGAAACCAUAAGAGUUUCCAAUUUUCCCUACCAAAGGUAGCUGAAGGACUGGCUGCCUUUAUUUGAUUACCUGCGAUAUUUAU